Messenger RNA from Bombus pascuorum, 1986 nucleotides. RefSeq names its product tafazzin (gene Taz). The coding region runs from base 133 to 987 and encodes 284 amino acids. Gene Ontology annotation, cellular component: mitochondrial membrane. Gene Ontology annotation, molecular function: 1-acylglycerophosphocholine O-acyltransferase activity. Gene Ontology annotation, biological process: inner mitochondrial membrane organization; cardiolipin acyl-chain remodeling. The transcript is spliced from 6 exons. NCBI's taxonomy places the organism in Eukaryota, Metazoa, Arthropoda, Insecta, Hymenoptera, Apidae. The record is from RefSeq and is a predicted model, not a curated record.
GUUGGCACGAAGAUGGUUGUCGUGAGUUACGAAAGAGUAGACGAUUUCUCGCGGGGAAGGCGCUUCCCAGUCGUCCGGAGAAGUGCCACAUUCCUAAUUUUUCUUUCAAUCUAGCAACUGAGAAAUAGUGCGAUGGUAUACGACAUUAAAUGGAUCAUACCGAAACUUCGAAAUACGGGUAGCCUCUGGAACAUCGCGAGUAGUAUAACCUUUGUAGCAGUAGGAAUUUUUUCUAAAAUCAUAAUAGGGAGGGUCAGAUACGCGUUACCGCCCGACAAAGGGCACAGGAAAUCAGUCAUUGGCUCUCGCUGGCCUUUCAAAUGGCUGAACAGAACGACGGUAUACAACAAAUACAUCAUCAAUCGUGCGUUAAGCAAAAGACCGGAAAAUGUGCCGCUCAUUACGGUUUCGAAUCAUCACAGUUGUUUCGAUGACCCUGGCAUAUGGGCGACCCUGGGCCUGAAGAGUCUGAUGAAUCGACGUAAGAUGAGGUGGUCGCUCGCGGCCCACGACAUUUGUUUCACAAAGACCUGGCAUUCGUACUUCUUUAUGCUGGGCAAAUGCAUUCCUGUGAUCAGAGGUGGCGGCGUGUAUCAAGAAGCUAUAGAUUUCUGCAUCGAAAAAUUGGCAGCCGGUGAUUGGGUUCACGUCUUUCCCGAAGGAAAAGUAAACAUGUUUAAAGACAACAUGAGAUUAAAGUGGGGUGUUGGAAGGUUAAUAUUGGAAUCGCCAGUUACGCCACUGGUGAUACCGAUCUAUCACCUUGGUAUGGACGAAGUUCUUCCAAAUGAGCCGCCGUACAGAUUGAAAAUUCGUAAAAAGGUCACCUUGAAUUACGGUGAGCCAAUAGAUUUUACUGAGUUACUAGAACAAUUGCGUGCAUCGAAAGCAAGUGAAGUGGAAGCGAGGAAAGCGAUUACGGAUCGUAUUCAGGAAGAACUAAUAAAACUAAAAACAAUUACAGAAGAGCUUCAUAAAAAGUCAUGAUGUUUAAACGGGGGACAUUCUUAUUGUCACCCCGAUUAGCUUUAAUUUGCCAAAAACAAUAAUACUUUAAUUUUAACGUGACAAUAGAUGAUAUCCAUGCUCGAUUUUUAACUAAGGAUAUUCACCUAUGGGCGAUAUAUUAGUAACAUAUAUGCAAUCAUGUAAUGUAAUGCAUAUAUUGGGGCAGUAGUGAUUUAUUUUCUGUUCUUCUUUCUUUUUUUCUAUUUUUGUAACAAAGAAAAAAGUGGAAAAAGAGAACAUUAUGCCAUUUAUACCUUUCGAGAGAUUUUAAUUUAAAUACGAGUCGUGUUGACUUAAGAAUGCCAUAUACGUUUCGCGGUUACAUCAUCGCAUGCAUAACAAUGUAUAUAUGUACGUACGUACACGGUAGGAAGCAAUUGUCGUAAUAUAUUACGUAAAAACUCGCAGCCGCUGUUUAUAGAAAAAACUAACAUAAUCGCAAAUUACGAAAGCUUGUGAAACAUAACAUUGAAACUGUGUCACUGUACUACAUGUUAUCGGUUUUCCCUUCAUGCGACAACUUUUUUAAUAUCACUGAGCCUCAUAAUUUAUGAUACGAUAACAUAAGCGUGACACAAUCUUUGUAUGGUUCACCGAACUUAUUUUGCAUAUAUCAGGAAACUUUUGUAUAAUUCCACAUAAUUUGAAUAUAAUUAUAUUGAUAAAAUAGAAAAAGAAAAAUGAUUUUGACGAAACAACAGAGAUUAAGACAGAUUUGAUUCUAAACCCAACUUUUGUUGAAUUUGUUGAACUUUGAAACGCUUAACCCUUGAACACAAACAAAAUGAAAUUGCAAUCCUUACGAUCUAUCGUAUAUUUAGAUAGCUAUAUGUACACACGUAUAUUUUUGAUAUUGUAAGAAUUUACAGUAUUUAUAUUAAAGACACUUCGAAUGAUAAAAGUACUGCGGAGAUAUGCAUAUUUUGUAUUUAUUAAAUUUUCACUGUAAGUAGUAAAAUAUCUUCCAGAGGAAAACUA